AUGGAUAAUGCAUAUAGAUAUAAUGACCAUCCUAGAUUGUCUGAAACCAUCAAAUUGAAAAAUGAACUAGUUGAGGCUCAAGAAGAAAUAAAAGCCCUUGAAAAACAAUUAGCAGAAAGCCAAAUAAAAAAUAAUAAAAAUUCAGGCUUGAUACAUUUGCCACCGAUUUCUGACUCACCGAAAAUUUCAUCAGUUGCGAAGUCUAACCAAAAGAUGCAGACUCAGGUGAAAUUUGUGGAGUGUGAGGAAAAAAGAGAUUUUGAUACCAAUGAGCUUGGGAAAUCUUAUGAUUCGUGAAAAAUGUGGUCGACUUUGCAUAAUAUGGAUAUAUAACUAUUUAUAUAAAUUAAUGCUAAAAAAUAUUAUACUAUUUAUUUUAAUUGAUUUUACAAAACCCUAAAUCUAUAUUCAUAGAAUUGUAUAGAAGAGAUAUCAAAAUGCUUUUCUAGAGUCAUUGCUUCACAAUGUAACCAAAAUUCCAAUCAAAGCCUAGGCCUCAUUCAAGAAAUCACUGUCCCUUUAUAUGAUUAUACUGAAACCAUUCCUGAAGAAAAAACUAUCUAUAAUUACUGCAGAAAUUUAAUGAAUAAAGCACUAAUGGAAAAAGAGUGCCCUAUUUUAGCUUUGAUUUAUAUAGGAAGAUUAAUGGAAAAAGCCAGAAUUGGCUUGAAUAAUUGGAACUGAAAGCGAAUUGUUUUUACUAGUUUGCUAUUAGGAUCCAAAAUUUGGGAUGAUGAGUCUGCUACGAAUGCUACAAUUGCAGAUAACUUUUCAAUGUACACGCUAUCUGAAAUGAAUAAAAUGGAAAGAUCAUUUCUAAUUCUUUUAGAUUAUGAACUUAAUGUUAAAAAGGCAGAUUACGCCAAUGCUUAUUUUUUAUUAAGAAGUUAUACUAACUCCCCCCCCCCCUCCGUGAGCGAACAAAACCCACCCUCCGUGAGUGAACAAAAAUUUUUUUAAUAGAAAAAAUUUUAAUGGAAAAAAAUUUUGAUAUAUAAGUGAUAAUUAGUAUAAUGAAAUCUAGAGCUAAUUCUGUUUAAUUUUAAACAAAUUGCGUUUUAAAACAUAAAUUUUGCAAAUUAAAUUAAUAUUUGCUUCCCAAUUUUUGCAAAUUAGGAUUUUUUUUAAAUUUCGAAAAAAAAUAUUUUUUAUAAAAUUUAUAUAUAAAUGUUUUUUAAAAAAAACAAAUUAACCCCCCUCCGUGAGCGAACAAAAUUUUUUUGUUCGCUCACGGAGGGGGGGGGGGAGUAAGAAAAAAGACAGAAGCUAUCCUUUAAAACCUCUUGAUGUGGACACAGUUCUUAAGUUGCAAAAAAAGUGUGAAAAAGCUGAAAGCGUGGUAAAGGAGUCUUUAUUAAAAUCUGUUUAA
Blepharisma stoltei is the source of this 1369-nucleotide messenger RNA. The record is from the annotation of a GenBank genome assembly. Lineage: Eukaryota; Ciliophora; Heterotrichea; Heterotrichida; Blepharismidae.